Messenger RNA from Carcharodon carcharias (great white shark), 4907 nucleotides. RefSeq names its product probable tubulin polyglutamylase TTLL1. The record is from RefSeq and is a predicted model, not a curated record. Gene Ontology annotation, biological process: protein polyglutamylation; microtubule cytoskeleton organization. The transcript has 9 exons. NCBI's taxonomy places the organism in Eukaryota, Metazoa, Chordata, Chondrichthyes, Lamniformes, Lamnidae. Gene Ontology annotation, cellular component: cilium. The coding region runs from base 176 to 1441 and encodes 421 amino acids. Gene Ontology annotation, molecular function: tubulin-glutamic acid ligase activity; tubulin binding.
GCAUACUCAUGCGCAUUCGCCCGGGCAGUGGGCAGGCCCUGGAGAUUUGACUGCGAGAUUUCCUCAGCUUGCCUGAGGUGAGUUGUCAACUUGUCUUGUUUCACGGUCAAGCCUUCCGACAUUUCGUGAUUUAUUAAUUAACUCGGUUUCAUAUUUUUCUCACUUCUUUGAUCCUAUGGCUGGGAAAGUAAAAUGGGCGACAGACAUCGAGAAAUCGGUGCUAGUGAAUAAUUUUGAGAAGAGGGGCUGGGGUCAGACAUCUACUGAUGAAGACUGGAACUUCUACUGGAUGAGCGUACAGACAAUUCGAAAUGUUUUCAGCAUUGAAAAUGGCUACCGUUUGAAUGAUGAUCAAGUUGUAAACCAUUUUCCAAACCAUUAUGAGCUGACACGGAAGGACCUCAUGGUAAAGAAUAUCAAACGCUACCGGCGAGAGCUGGAGAGGGAAGCAAGCCCACUUGUGGAGAAGGAUGAAAAUGGGAAAUAUGUUCAUCUAGAUUUUAUCCCGGUUACAUUCAUGCUGCCUGGGGAUUAUAAUUUGUUUGUUGAGGAAUUCCGGAAAAACCCAACAAGCACAUGGAUAAUGAAGCCAUGUGGAAAAGCUCAAGGGAAGGGAAUUUUCCUCAUCAAUAAACUCUCCCAGAUUAAGAAGUGGUCACGUGACAGCAGGACUACUACGUUUAUAUCCCCUGCUGGGAAGGAGGCAUAUGUCAUUUCAUUGUACAUAGACAACCCACUGCUGAUCGGUGGAAAGAAGUUUGACUUACGCUUGUAUGUGUUGGUGACCUCCUAUCGACCAUUAAAAUGUUAUAUGUAUCGACUGGGAUUUUGUCGUUUUUGUACAAUGAAGUACACUCCAAGCACCAGUGAAUUAGAUAACAUGUUUGUGCAUCUUACAAAUGUAUCCGUGCAGAAACAUGGGGGUGACUAUAAUCCUAUCCAUGGUGGGAAGUGGUCAGUAAGUAACCUGCGACUGUAUCUGGAAAGCACACAGGGGAAGGAUGUGACUGAUAAACUCUUUGAUGACAUUCACUGGAUAGUUGUUCACUCACUGAAGGCUGUUGCACCAGUAAUGAUUAAUGAUCGACACUGCUUUGAAUGCUACGGUUACGACAUCAUCAUUGACGACAAACUAAAGCCAUGGCUCAUUGAGGUGAAUGCAUCCCCUUCCCUUUCUUCUACCACUGCCAAUGACCGCAUUCUGAAAUACAACCUCAUCAAUGACACCUUAAACAUUGUUGUACCAAAUGGAGAGAUGCCAGACUGCAAAUGGAGCAGAUGCCCACCAAAGGAAGCACUUGGACACUAUGAGCUCUUAUAUGAUGAAGAGCUGGCACAAAAUGAUGGUGUGGAAUGUGAGGGGAAGCCUCGUGUUGGGCCUUCUCUUAACAAAGGAAAUAGAUUGAAGGAUACCAGAAAGCCUUUUUCAACUUGGAAAUAAAAUUGGUCUGAUAUUAAGCAUGGUUCAAGUAGAUACACCAGUGUUCAUUCUCCCACAUCCACAUAGCACAAAGCCAUUCCAAUCACUGUAUUAAACUUGUAUAAUUUUUUGAAGGAUAUUUCUAGACUAAAUUGCUAUGUAUUUAAUACAAAUUGGUACAAUUGAUAUUCCUGAAUUUACAUUAUUAUAUUGCAAACUACUUUCACUGAAUUCAAGGGACCAUCUGUUUGAUCAACCUGGCAGAUACUAUGAAAAAACUACCAAGUUAUUUGUUUGGCAAGAGGAUUUAAAAUUGUGGACUUACUAAAUUAAAUAUGAUGUUCAGAACCAUCACAUUGGAAUUAUACUGUAAUUACUUUUGUUUUUAACAUGUAUAUGACCACAGAAAUAAGUCAUAGAGGAGCAAGGAUCUUUAUGAAGCUCCAGGCUAAUGCAUGCCUUGUAACUGGAGUGCUAAGUGGUGAAAUAAAGGAGCAUUGGAAAAGCAUGGAAGUGUCAACUAGCUAGUGAAUUAAGAUAGUGAAUAUCUUAAUUUGAACGUGAUGUGCCAUCACUUAGCCAAAGAUCUAUUGGAACACUGAGUUUUGUAUUGUAUGCUGUCCCUUUUGCAUUACUGGGGUCUAUGUUCCCAGUCUAUUGUGUAGUGACAGCAGGAAUUGUACUCCCUGCAUUAUGUUUGUAAACACUUAAUAUACUGGGAGGCAGUUCCUGUUGGUACUUAUGAAAAGUAUCUUUAUGGUAUUACUUUACAAGCUUUUUAAGUAUUGCUAAGAUCCAGGUACAGCUGUCACAUUGUUAUUUAUGGCUUUGGCAUUUGACCCUUAAGCUGUGCACUGUUCUGAAAUCUACUGCAAUAUCUUUUAAGUUGUCCAAAAAUAUAGUUUAUAAUAGAAAUGUUUAUUAUUUAUUUAUGUAUUUAUUUUCAGCCAGAAUGUACCUCAUUAAAUCAAAGUUGGUCAAUGUUUUGCAUACUCAUCUACAACUUCCAGUAGAGAGAGACCAUUGAGUUAUUGUACUAAAUUACAUUUCUGGGUUUGUUUAUUUUUUUUCUUCAACUGUCAGUUACUUUGUUCAAUGUAUCACGCUAUGUUUGCUUUCUGCACAAAAUCAUCACAAUGCCAGCAAAAGAAUUAUAUUAUUUCCUCUUCUCCUGCCCACAUCCUACAACUUCCAUAUUUGCAUUUUCAAAGAGGGAUUGUUUAUUUUUCCCCCUAAUUCAAAAAUACUCAAAUCAAUUCCAGUUCCCCUCCCAGUACUUUAGUUGAGAUCAGCUAACUCAGCAAAUAGGGAAAUCAAAUCAGGGAGCCUCUACUCCAUAUGGCUUUGUGCCACAUUAAAGUUCAUUUAACAAGCUAUUGAGAAUGAUGGUUUAUCCUAUUACAUACAAACAUUUUGAUUGAGAGUGUCACUGGAGCUUGAUGUCAGCCUGGCCCAGUGAUAAUCCAUGUACCCCCUACUCAGGGCAAAAGGACUAAGUAUUGCUGUGCCCCUUUGAUCUGAACUCCUGUUUUUCAGUUAAAAAAACAUGAAUUUGGACAUGGACAUAAAAGGAGUGAUUUAAUUCUUUUAUUUUAAAAAAGGCUCAUGUUUUUGUGGAGAAUGUUAUAUGACGAACUUCUGGGUACAUUUUGGAUUCCAUGAGGAAUGACAGCAAUAUGAUGUCAUUUUUUUGGCUCAUGAAAAAAAAUUAGUAACCCCUUUCCUGGUUUCGUUUAGUUGGUUUUUCAUUUUUUAUCUUUUUUAGAGAUACUCAAAACAAUAUAUUACUCCCAAAUAAAGCCCAAGGUAUUGCACAAGUUUAACAUUACAUUCUUGCUUUUAUAUUCUAUGCCUUAGUCUACAAAUUCAGGGAUUCAUUUAACAAGUAGCAUAAUCCACUUACACUGCCACACUUUAAUGACCCGUGUAUCAAUACACCAGGCUCCUUGUGGUCUUCUCCAUUUAAAAUCAUACCAUUUCAGGUCCAUUUCCUUUCAAAAUAUAUUACUUCAUAUUCUCAUACAUUAAACUUUAUCUGCCAGCGUAAGGCCUUUGUUAUUGGUCCCUUAAUUUAUCAAUUAAAAGUUAAAUUGUUCCCUUAAUUUUAAACUUGCUGUUUAGGUAUGCAGGUCAAAAUGUGGCAGCACGUGAUGUUUUUUUAAAAACAAAAAUCCCUUUCUUUGUAGCUAAAGGCCUAGAAUAUUGAAUAUAGAAUAAGAUAGUGUCUAUAAAGUAAGGGUAGCCCCCAAUAGAAAACCCAGUGGAUGGCAUUGUGGUAUUGUCACUGGUAAUCGAAAGACCCAGGAUAAUGCUCUGGUGACCUGGGUUUGAAUCCCACCACAGCAAAUGGUGGAAUUUGAAUUCAAUAAAAAUCUGGAAUUAAAGGUCUCUUGAUAACUAUUGUCGUAAAAGCUCAUCUGGUUCACUAACAUCCUUAAGGUAAGGAAAUCUGCUGUUCUUACCUGGUCCAGCCUAUAUGUGACUCCAGACCCACAGUAAUGUGGUUGACUCUUAAAUGCCCUCUGAACAAGGGCAAUUAGGGAUGGACGCCCACAUCCCAUGAAUUAAUUUUUUUUCCAGGCUGAAUAAGUUCCCAUUUAUCGUCCAACCUUUGCAUUCUGCUCCAUUUGUCACUUUAUUCACACAGCCAUAUUCCCACUACUUUCAUAUGUCUUUAUUCCCAUCUAUGCUUUACUGUUUUAUUCCCAGCCGGCGAUUGGGAUUGCACCAAGCAAUCUGAUGGAACGAAAGACUAAUUUGUCUCUUAUAGCCAGACCUUAGUUCUAGUGUUUAAUUUGUCUCCCUCAAAUUUAAGUUUUUAUUUAUUCAUUCUUGGGAUGCAAGCUUUGCUGGCAAGGCCAACAUUUAUUGUCCAUUUCUAAUUGCCCUUGAGAAGGUAACUGAUAGCAUUGUGGGAGUAUCUACAUCAUCCAGACUAUUAGGUAAGCAGUUCCAGGAAUGGGAAUAUUUCCAAGUCUGGAUGAUGUGAUGUACAGGUGGUAGUGUUCCCAUGCAGCCUUCUAGGUAGGAGAGCAUUGUUGGAUGGAAAAUUUUCCACCCAAGAAAAGUCAACUCAGACAAAUGCAACUCAAGUCAAAUAAAAAUAUUUGAGUAAAAUGAAUAAUGAGCAUAGAAGGUUAAUGUUUUUCAAUUUACUUUAUUUUACACAACAAAUUGUACACAUUUAUUGAGGUUGUCCACGACCACGGCCAAAUCCGCCCCUCUGUAAAACAAGUGGAACAGUUAGCAAUGUGAAAACUUUUGAAACACAUCACCAACAGAGCUUAGGAAAACACUAACUCACGAUUCACUCAAUAUCUUGUUACUACAUAGGGGUUGGUAAUAGGGAUAAUACACAAACUAGUUGUAAGCAUUGUUGUUUUAGUAAAUCUGAUUUUACUCCAUUAUAUUUAAGGAAAAAGAUAAUUAAGUUUAGUACUUUAUUAGAUCGGUCCAAUGGUUUUAGAUUAUUAAAGUGCAUCUACUA